This is a messenger RNA of Scleropages formosus (Asian bonytongue), 3946 nucleotides long. Its product is annotated as C-Jun-amino-terminal kinase-interacting protein 3. The record is from RefSeq and is a predicted model, not a curated record. The transcript has 29 exons. Lineage: Eukaryota; Metazoa; Chordata; Actinopteri; Osteoglossiformes; Osteoglossidae. Gene Ontology annotation, cellular component: cytoplasm. The coding region runs from base 208 to 3204 and encodes 998 amino acids. Gene Ontology annotation, molecular function: kinesin binding; signaling receptor complex adaptor activity; MAP kinase scaffold activity. Gene Ontology annotation, biological process: vesicle-mediated transport.
UCUCUCGUUAAGCCCCGUUUGAGUAAUUAAUAGCCUCACGGAAAAGUGAACGGCACAAAUAAAUUUGCGUGAGGGAAUAAAGGUAGUUUUUGGCCGGCAUGCGGUGACAUGGGAACAGAAUGAACACUAUGGCAUCUACUGACGCUAGAUAGCUCAAGCUGCCUCAGCAGUGUAGGUGUACUUGCUGGAAGUAUUAAGCGUGUGGACAUGGAUGAACUGGAAACGGGGAAUGAUCGAGGAAUUGUUGAGAAACAUAGAUUUGUAUUUGGAGAACUGGAACUGGACCCUGAAAUUGUGAGUGAAGAGGCUGGAAAGGUCUACUCCGAGUUACAGUCUGUGAUAGAGACCCAUGGCACUGAUGUUGUGGAGCCCCUUGUGCCCAUCCUGGUGUGGGUUCUGGAGGGGCUGGCCAGCUGCCGGGCCCAGUUGAGAGAGAGUGAGAAGGAAGCAGAAAGGGAGAAGGCGGAGAGGGAAGAGCUGCUGGAGAGGUUCCAGAGUGAGAGGGCACUAAGGAAAGAAAGCCAAGAGCGGUAUUUGGAGCUGGAUGACCAGUUUGAGCAGGAGCGAAGGACGAUGCGUGGAAGGGAGAAAGAGAGAGAGCGGAGAGAGAGAGAACUAGAGAGAAAGGCCAGAGAACAAGCAGACCAGUUGGUGGCCUUGGAGGAGCAGAAAGCUGGUCUUACUCGUGACUUAAAUGCACUCAAACACACACACAAUAAGUUAUUGCACAGCUACAGGGAACUUCUGGAUAGGAGGAAGGAUUAUGAAAGAGGAGAGGGAUCCCUUUCCCCUAUAAGUCAUAGGCAUCCAAAGACAUCGGAUGUCUCAUCGGAUCAUGCGUCAGUCAUGCAGGCAAAGGUGAGAGCAGAAACUCCUCCCAUCCCCGGCCACACGGAGCCACCGAGUGGCGAGGAGGACAGAGCGAAAGAUGAGGCCAGACUGACAGAAGCAAAGUCGAGAACUUCGUCUUUUAUUGAUGCCAUUGUCAGCUCCACGCCUGAGCUGGUCCAGCUAGAUUGUCUUGUUUCAACAACCAGAGCUGAACUGGAACACACAACUGACCCAGCUCAAGCAGAGCCUGGGGACAGUGUGAAGCAGCACCCUGGAAGUGAGGGAGCAGACAGCGAGGAAGGAGAGGAUGAGGAUGAUAGCCUGGAGUGGGAGCUCAGGAACACGGACUCUGUUUUCUCUGAGCUUUCCGAGCUGAGCCGGGAGUAUGUGGAAAGUGUGGACCAGGGGGCCAGUGUGCGAGGUAGUACAGACCAGUUUGAGGAGAUUCUUUCUCAGUAUGAGGAACUGAAACGAACCAAUGAACAGAUUGAUUCAGCCCGAAAGUCGCUGAUCUGUCGUGUGGAGGAACUGACCAAUGAGAGAACACUUCUAAGUUUGGAAGUGGAAUCUUGUCGAGAAACCAUCACACGACUGGAAGGGAGGGUGAGGGAAAUGGAGGAUGAAACAAAACGACUUAGGAAGGAACUGGAACAGAUUCAGAGAGAAGACUCAGAGUUGUCAGGGCCUACCUCCUUGCGGCGCUUCUCUCGCUCUGAAAUGGCACGAGUGGUGAUGGAGAAGAAUCAGUAUAAGGAGCGCCUGUUUGAGCUGCAGGAGGCUGUGCGCCGUUCUGAGUUGCUCAGGGCUACCAAGGAAGAAAGGAGCACUGAAGAGAGGAAGACCACCUUGUGGAAAAGGUUUAACCGCUUGUUUGGUCUGACCAAGGAUCCGCUGGCGGUGCCUGCUGGUGGUGGUUCCUCCUUCCCUCCACAAACACCAGCUCGCACCGUAUCACUGCAAACUCCACGGCAGUUGACUGUGGGCCAUACUCAAACGGAUGGAUCACCCCCCACUACUCCCUCCCCACGAGUUAGGAGGAGGGAGUUGUACAGAGACAUCCGCACCCAUGUGUGGAAUACUCUGGGAAAACGACAGAUCCACGGUUGGAGCUUACCUGUGCCACAGGAAAUGACAAAGUUGUGUGGCUGUGACGAUCACAUAUUUCAGGAUGAUAGUAGGACCCCUUCAGAACCUAAGGAUGUACCGGUACUAGUCCAGCUGCGACUACUGGACCAGAGGGAUGCCGCUGCUAAGCUGACCUGUGCUGUCGCUGUCACGCCUGAUAUUUCACGUGAGCCGGCAUGUUCAGUGUGGGUGGUCUCUGGUCCUGCUUCCAGCAGCGAUGUGACAGUGAUUGACCCAGCGCGUGCCAACACCGUCCUGGAUCAGUUCAGUCUUCCACCCACCUCACCUGCCCUGUGUCUCUGUGCUGUGCCCCCCACUGGAGAAUCUCCAGGAACAGUGUGGUUUGGGACUCAGGAUGGAAGCAUUUUAGUCCACUCUGCAUCUCUGGCCAGGAGGUGCUGCUUGAAAUCUGUCUCGCUUGCUGAAGGAGUGCACUCUCUUACGUAUUUUCAGGGUCAGGUGAUUGCAGGGUUAGCCAAUGGCUCACUGUUGUUUUUCACUCAAAAUUCAGGUAAAUGGAAUCUCCGAACUCAGGAUGCGAUUGUCUUGGGAUCCAACCCAGUACAGCCCAUCCGUUGUGUCCUUGCGAGGGAGACACGGUUGUGGGUGGGCUACUGGAAUAACAUUCAUGUGAUUGAUGUUAACAGUAGGAAAGUAGAGCACUCGUUCUCUGUGUCGGAGCGUCGUGAACAACAAGUGCGCUUUCUGUGUUCGGCUGGCAGUGGUGUGUGGGCAUCUUGUCGGCUUGAUGCCGUCCUUCGUCUCUUUGAUUGGUCAACCUGUCGGCCCUUACAACAAGUGGAUUUGACCCAGCUAGUUACCAAUGCACUAGGUCCUGCCUUCCUGUCAUCCUGUCCUCUCCAGAUUUCUUCCUUGGCAAUAAUCUGUGGGAGGUUAUGGUUGGGCACAGGAAGUGGAGCCAUUUUCUCAAUCCCUGUACUACUCAGUUCAGAGUCAGCCUCUAUACCAUACUGCUCUCUGCCUGGGGCCCAACUCUGCUACCAUGGGCAUCGUCAGGCUGUCAAAUUUAUUGUUUCUGCUGCUGGCUGUUUAAAUCCUUCUGCCACUGCUGGGAUCUCAGUUUCUACACCUCACCUUAUACUGAGUGGUGGUGAAGGGUAUAUCAAUUUCCGGAUUGGAGAUGAUGGGAGUGACAAUUCUCCUGAUGCCCUCCACCAGCGUUCAGAACGCAGCCACAUGAUCAUCUGGCAGAGCUCCUCUCCCUCUGUACCCAGCCCUUCCCUUUGAUUUAUGCCACAUGGAUCCUAGACCUCUUAAUGGUGUUUUAGUGCAGUCUGAACAUGGUUGUAUGUGAUCAGUCUAUCUCACAUAUGCCCAUUUGGGUUGUUAUUGUGAUGCUGAAAUGACAUUUCUUUUGCACUUAUGCAGCAGUUUCAUUGGUCAGCUGAGGAACAAUCUUUACGUCAUGUUAGUAGGGGACUGUUUUUGAUCACUGUUACACCACUGGUUUGUGCAUUUUAGCACACUGGCAUUUCAACAACUUUAAUUUUACAUCAUGAAAGGUAGACUUAAGCUGCUUGAAUAUGAUUUACUGUCAGUGGUUAAUUUAAGACUGUGAAAUAAAUGAAAAAGACUUUUUACAUACCAAUUGCUGCACUUUAACACACAGAGCCCUGGUGCUUUCUGCAGGCUAGUCUUUUCCCUCUAUCAUCUUACUGCCUUAUGGGGUGUUUGUCUCAUUUGCUGUCUACAUCAAAAUAUCUUUGUACAUCUGUCACUCUUACUGUUUUAAGUCUUUUACCUCCAGAGAAAGGAGUAUAAGGCUUCUACUUCUACAGUGCUGGAGUACUUGGUUGGCUUGUUAAAGUUUGUAGCAGGACCCUCUUCAGCAGCUAACUUCUUUCUCUUUUGGGUCUUGACUAAUUGUGAAACAAAUGAACUUCUGUAAAUACAAUAUUUCCUGUCAAAUGUUGUCAUACAUGCAUUUACAUGUAGCUGACACUUUUCUUCAAAGUGACUGACAAUGUUA